AUGGGAGGUAAACGUCGAAAUAAGAACAAAAGUGAUCGCGACGAAUUGGCCGUAGCACCUUCGAGUUCUCGGCAACACACCGCGAAAACAAGCAGAGAGACGAAUGAUUUUGAAUUGGAUAAUGAGGACGACGCCGCAUCGGUUGCCUCGCAUUUGACGCUGGAUGAUGACCUUCAGAGUGUUAUGGCUGACGAUGAACUGGACAAUGAAGGUGAAGAUGAUGUAUCGAAUGAUUUGUCAUCGAGACUGUCCGAAUAUUUGGAUAAUGCCACAAAUAAAAAUAUCUCGAUUCGUUUGGCAGCAAUGAAUAAUAUCCAAAUGAUGUUGAUGAAGAAUUAUAUGAUAGAAGAGUUGGAGAAGUGGACAGUAACAGUGAUGGAUUUUAUUGAGAAAACAUUGAAGAAGACUGAUGAGGAAGCAUAUCGUGCAGCUGUUUUAUUGGCUCUUAUUUGUUUGCAGUUAGGUGAUUCAUUGAGCGAUCAAAUAGAGCCAAUAAUAAAUAUCCUAGUCCAAAUUAGUACUGAUUCGUCGAGGUGUGAAAAGAUCCGUGUUCAGUGUUUGAACACACUGUCAAUAUGCACAUAUUUGUGCGUUGAACAAGCCUCAACACUAUCCACUUGUGCGAAUUCGUUACGAUCAGUUUGGAUCACCACUAAAGCCAACUCUAUUUCAACGUCGGUUUUUAGUGCUGCUUUAGCUGGAUGGUCUCUUCUUAUCAAUCAGGCGGGCCGUCGAACACUAGAAUCAGCUCUGUUGGAUGAGUCUAAACUUUGUGCGUUCAUCGAUGGCGCUCAGGUGGACAUGCGUCUAAGUGCCGGUGAAUCGUUGAGUGUACUCUACGAAACAGCGAUUGAAACAAUGGGCGUAGCGUAUCGCUUCCCCAAUCACCAACACCUACUCGAAUUAUUGGAAACACUCUCAACAGAUUCGUUGAAAUAUCGAGCAAAGAAAGAUCGAAGAGUGCAACGCUUCUCAUUCAGACAAAUCUAUAAUUUUAUUAAGGAUCAAACGGCUCCAUCGAUGAAAAUCAAAUUCAGUGGUGAAACUUUAGAAUUGGAUUCAUGCGGAAAGAAAUUACUCUAUGACUUGCUAUGUGGUGUUCUACGUGGUGGUAUGAACUUGCAUUUGAAAUCGAAUCCGAUGUUGAGAGAAAUCUUUGAUUUAGGGCCUGUUCCAGAGCAUUUACCAGCAAAGAUGAGCAAAUUGCAAAGGAUGGCAAUACAGAAUGCGAUGAAUAAGACACGUGAUUUACAACGUGCAAAACAGCGCGAUAAACGUUCUUGUUGA
Messenger RNA from Anisakis simplex (herring worm), 1287 nucleotides. The record is from the annotation of a GenBank genome assembly. NCBI's taxonomy places the organism in Eukaryota, Metazoa, Nematoda, Chromadorea, Rhabditida, Anisakidae.